Messenger RNA from Racocetra fulgida, 1691 nucleotides. Lineage: Eukaryota; Fungi; Glomeromycota; Glomeromycetes; Diversisporales; Gigasporaceae. The record is from the annotation of a GenBank genome assembly.
ACGAAAAAACGACCACUUUAAUGCCUAAAGAAGAGCCACGAAUACCAAAAUCAUCAGAGACGACGGAAGAAAGCGAACAUACAAAGGUGAAACUAGAAGAGGAGGAACAAGAAGUUGACGUAGAAACAGCAGAAAGUUCACCAGUGUCUAGAGACCAAGGAGAAUCGGAACAUAUUAAAACCACGAAAAAUAUUUUUUACAACAGGCCAAAAGAAACGCCAACCCGGAGGUCGUCAACUCGACAGUCAAAAGAAGAAUUUAAAGGACGAGAUAUUGUGUUUGUCGAUCCAUUAGAUUUAAAAGCGAAAUUUUGGUGGCCAGCAAUGAUAGUUCCAAAUGACGAGAUUGACGAAACAAUGGAUGUUGAUGGCAAACUUGAAGUUCAUUUACUCGCGCGGAAAUUCCUUGUUAGGUAUUUUGAAGACAUGACUUAUUCAGUAGUAGAAGCUAAAGGAUUACGUCAUUUUAGGAUAGAUGGGGAACCUUAUCAAUCAUUUGUAAAAGUAGAUGGAUUUUCUGUUCAUAUUGGAGUUCGGAGAGCACUGAAAUGCAUUCAAAAGGGAGAACCACUAAAAGCGUUCAGAUGGGACUAUUGGAAGCGACCAGCCUCACUCGAAAACGGUGAAAAUAAUUCGUCACAAACUUCUGUUAGGAGACAUAAAGCCAGUGUACCUUCAUCAUCGAAAAGAAUAGAGAUUCCAAUAAAUAUGUUUGGUGAACAUUCUACUACAACUUCAGAAGGGAACAUACAAAAUAAAGAGGAAAGUACAUCCGGAUCUCCAGCAUCGGGAAUGGAUAUAGAUUCCGAAACUGUUAGUCCUACUAGGCGGAAUUCAUCUUUAUCUAACGGUCGGAAUUCACGGAGUAAUGUUUCACGUAAGAAUUCAAUCGUAAAAAACUCCGACGAAGAUGAAUUACCGAACAAAAAAAUACCGAAACGACGGCGUAGUACAGCUAGUGAAACAUCUGACGGUAAGCGACGUCGUAAUGUGGUAAACGAGAAUACGGAUAAAUAUGAAGAGAAAUCAGUUCGUAGUACUUCUAGUGAUAAAUCUGAAAGCAAACGUCGUCGUAGUGUUGGAAGUGAUAAAUCUGAUAGAUCUGACAGGUCUUACCAAGCAAGCAAUAAUUAUCGAGCAAAUCGGACGCCAAGUCGGAAACAUAAUAAUAGUUCAUCUGUGGCAGAAUCAAUGGACCAAGACAUUUCUACUACAGUUACAUCACCAAUUUCUCUUGGAGUUGAAUCCACAGUUGUUGAUGAACCAUCGGAGAUCGAGACAGAAGUCAUACCUUCAGCAAAUAGCCCAAUUGAGCAGUCCGAAGAGCCAAUAGAAAUUAUGGAGGAGGAAUCAUCAUUUAAAUUAAACAAACAAGAAGAACUUUCAAUAUCUGAAUUAGGUGAUGAAGCGAAAGAUAAUAUUGCACGAUUUAAUUUUGAUAAUCCGACACUAAAUAAAGAAGCAAAAGCAAACUUGUUUAUAGAAGGUAUAAAAGAACUGAAAGAACUCUGGCGAGACUAUCGAGAAUCGAAACGGCAAAUGAAAAAGAUUGAAACUGAAUUACGUCUUAAAAAAUUAGCAGAGUUAAGAGGUACAAACGCUCUUAUUGAUGAUGAUGAAAUCUGCGAUGGAUGUGAAGAAAGUGAUGUAGAUUAUAAAAAUCUCAAGUAUGAUAAUAAAAGAUCGGUUUAA